Mytilus trossulus (common blue mussel) is the source of this 1653-nucleotide messenger RNA. RefSeq lists its product as uncharacterized. The transcript is spliced from 3 exons. Bases 1 to 1653 code for a protein of 550 amino acids. NCBI's taxonomy places the organism in Eukaryota, Metazoa, Mollusca, Bivalvia, Mytilida, Mytilidae. The record is from RefSeq and is a predicted model, not a curated record.
AUGGACAAAUCUGAUAAACAGUUUGAACAAUUACGACGAGAUAUUUCAGGAGCUGUCAAGUUAAUGAAUAAUUGGGGCGAACCCAUGCCUGUAGUUUGGAUUCUGUUAGAACAUUUGAUUGAAAUUAAUAAGAAAAAUGGCAUGAACUUCACUAACUUAUCUGACAUUGUUAAAAUGGCUAAACAUCGUGAAAUCAACAUAAUGGAUAUCAAUAUAGUAUUGACAUUUCUUCGGUUUCAGCAUAAGGAAGGAAAUAUUAUUUUUUUCGACGAUAUACAGGAUUUAAUCAUUUUAAAUCCUAAAUGGUUGGUAGAUGCAUUUCGAUGUUUAGUGUCAGAUAAAAUCGAUGCCAAACUACAGCACCUAGAGGAUUGGUCAACUUUGACGAAAUUAGGGAAAGCGAGUGAUUAUUUGAUAUCGCAACUCUUUCUAAGUGAACCUGAAAGGCAGUUUUUCAAACAAAAAGAAGAUUUACUGAAAGUUAUGGUAAAGUUUGACAUAUUGAUCAAAAUUGAGGAAUCAUCUUACUACUUAAUGCCGAGCAAAAUGCCAUCUUUUUCAUUCGACAAAGUCUGCGCUGCCAUUGGGGUUGAAAAACCAAACUGUAAUAGGACUUCUUGGAUCUGUCUGAAAUUCGAGUUUAUACCCCCUGCCUUCUUUAAUCAUCUGUCUGCGUGGUUUAUACAAAAAUACAAAGGGAACGUUAACGAAUCUUCUCAUGCAUUAUACCGGGGAAUUUGUGUUUUUGAUACAGAUACGUCUGGAUGUAAAAAGGUUUUUCUUGCAAUGUCAACCAACACAAUUGCUAUUCAGCUGUUGUCGUUUUCAACAGAAACGCCAGAAUUCGGAAGCGCUUGUAGUAUUCUCUGCCAAGAACUGAUCACAAAAGUUAAAGACAUAACAAAGAGAUAUCAGUUGACCCUUGAUUUUGAGAUUCAUUUCAAAUGCAGCAAAGGGCAUUACCAUACAGAUACUAAAUCUUAUAUGCAGUUGAUAAAGAAUCGGGAAUUUUUCUGUGCGGACCAUAAAGAAGCACACCAAUCUGAACUGAUUUAUUCACCUUGGAUGAUGCAUCAUGCUUAUAAGAAUUACAAAAGAAAAUUCAACCUUGAUGUUGAGAAACAUUUGAAGAUUGGAUUAGAAGUAGGAGUUGGAAAAAUACCAAUUUACAAAAACAAGUAUACGUACAUACAUCAUGGUAUUGUCAUAACGAUUUCCGAGAUAAACAAGACAUUUGAAAUGGUUGCGUUGACCGGUGGUCACAAAACAAUACCCUCACUUAUAGGGAAAAAUAUUGAACCAGUAAUUGAGACCACUGCCAUUAGGUUUACAUCAAAAGAUCUGUUCUACUUUGAUUACAACCAGUUAUCUGAUAAGGCUGUCACUAUUAAGAAAAGAGCCGAAGCGCUGGUUUCUCUUUUUGUCAAAUCUGGUGUAAAGUAUAACCUAAGAGAAUUUAAUUGUGAUCACUUUGCCAGUUACUGCUCAACAGGACUAGCAUUCAGUGGUCAGAGGAACCGUGUUAAUUGGGAAGCCACAGAUAAACUUGAUAAAACGUAUAGUUAUGUCAACCUAAUGAUCAAAGGUGGAUUAUAUCUAACAUACCAAAAUGAUAAAAGACGAGGUCUGAAGUUGCGAAAAGAGAUUCGAUAA